Messenger RNA from Botrytis byssoidea, 330 nucleotides. RefSeq lists its product as uncharacterized. The coding region runs from base 1 to 330 and encodes 109 amino acids. The transcript has 2 exons. The record is from RefSeq and is a predicted model, not a curated record. NCBI's taxonomy places the organism in Eukaryota, Fungi, Ascomycota, Leotiomycetes, Helotiales, Sclerotiniaceae.
AUGAAUUUACACCGCCAGAUGUUGGUAUCCGAAGGUGUGCUAGAAGAAAAGGACUGGUAUGUGACUGCGCUCAUUGUAAUGGCUACCGACAGAAACAAACGCAGAAUAGAACAACGCAAUACACUCCUCUUCAUUAGGCAUCAAGGGUUUGGACUUUGGAUGAGGCAUAGCCGACCUAAACGGUCGCCCACCAGCGACCCAAAUAAAGGGAGAUUUAUUCUGUGUGGCUUGACAGAUUUCUUCGGUCUUUUCGGCUUGCUUGCCCCACGGAAGAUCGUGGUUCAUCGAGGACUUAGAGGCGCUGCAAGCCAUGAAGAUCAUACAUUAUAA